Messenger RNA from Paramecium octaurelia, 246 nucleotides. Lineage: Eukaryota; Ciliophora; Oligohymenophorea; Peniculida; Parameciidae. The record is from the annotation of a GenBank genome assembly.
AUGUCGAAGGAUAUCGUUUGCACCAUUGAUUAUCCAGGGGGAGAUAAAAAGUUUAGAGUGUACCUGGAUAGCCAAAAAACACCAUUAGAUCUAAUGAGGGAGUUCUAACCUCAAAUAGUAUAGAACUAGAAUAAGAUAACUUUCUAUUUUAAACAGGUCGUAUUGAAUCCGAAUGUCCCAUUUCUUGAUUAAAAUAUCAAAGAUGAGGACACUAUUCUAAUGAAUGUUGAAGCAGAAGGUGGAUGA